AAAAACAAUUGUUUAUUCGGUGGAAGCUAACGUUUUGGCUAAUCCACUAGCCUUUGUCAAAGUACAUACAACAACAAUACAUUUACUUGACUAAAAAAUAUGAAGCGGUGGGAGAGGUUUGAAAAUUAUGUCCUUAAACGUCACUUAAGUGAGAAUGUAAAAGACUACAUCACACUCCAUUGUUUGAUGUGUAAAAACCUUCACAGUGCAUUCCUAGAGGUACUAACAGGAAUGACCAGGAAUCCCAAUACUGGUCUAAUUCAGAACACACUACUUAUUACUAUAUAACAAAAACUGUAUCACUUGCAGCAGUAUCACUUGAUGCAGCAGUAACUGUUACAUUUUAGCUAAAAAAAAAAAAACAAAGAAGCACCUGCUAAGUGAAGAAUAUUAAUAAGAAACAGAGGAAACUAUGGACGAGGGAAGUGCAAACAAGUUACACCCAAAAGGUAUUAGAGCUGGGUCCAGGUCAAAAUCUUUAUACAUAAUUUUAUAUAUUAUACUGUGCCCACAUCAAAGAUGUCGGUUGCCGAUACCUACUCUGACCCAACUUCCUUUCGAUUCCCAAACGUUUGGACCCCGCCUCUAAGGAUGCACUUUCUCUGUACAUGACGUGUCUUCUGGUUCCGGCGUCCCGGUUCCGGCUUGCAGCCGCCGCAGUGUAUUUCGAUGGCUGAAGUGCGCGCCGUUCCCGUCGCUUCCGGUACCGCUCCAGGUUCCGGUUCCGGCUCCCUAUCACCGUCACAGCCCCUACCGCCCCCUCCGUCUGGACCCGGACCCGGGGGUGCACCACCGCUGCCACCCCCACCGCCUCCCCCUGGUACCGGGCCUGCCCAGACCAGGGAGAGUUCUAGUAGUUCAUCGGGGUCUACCUCGGGUUCAGCCCGGGAGGGCUGGCUGUUUAAAUGGACCAAUUAUAUCAAAGGAUACCAGAGGCGAUGGUUUGUGUUAAGCAAUGGGUUACUGUCUUAUUACCGCUCCAAAGCAGAGAUGCGUCACACCUGUCGAGGAACAAUAAAUCUUGCAACAGCAAACAUCUCUGUAGAAGACUCCUGCAAUUUCGUAAUCUCUAAUGGAGGGGCACAAACUUACCAUUUAAAGGCUAGCUCGGAAGUAGAACGACAAAGGUGGAUCACGGCACUAGAACUUGCCAAGGCCCGUGCUGUUAAGAUGCAGGCAGAGUCAGAUGAUUCAGGAGAUGAGGACCCAUCUUCUCAGACAGAUAAGGCAGAAGUCCAUAGCACUCUACGAGCUUUAUCUGGGAAGGUGGAAGAUUUGGGCACGUGCAAUGAUCUAAUUGCUAAACAUGGGACAGCCCUGCAGCGGUCACUAAGUGAGUUGGAAAGUCUGCGUCUUCCUCAAGAGAGCUCUGAAAAGAUUAAGCAAGUCAAUGAGAGAGCUACACUCUUCAGAAUCACAUCAAAUGCAAUGAUAAAUGCUUGCAGAGACUUUAUGUCUUUGGCUGAAAGUCACAGUAAGCGCUGGCAGAGAGCACUACAGUAUGAGAGAGACCAGCGACUACGUCUGGAAGAGACACUUGAGCAACUAGCAAAGCAGCACAACCAUUUGGAACGGGCAUUCCGUGGGGCCACAGUCUUGCCAUCUGUUACCCGCACUGGGAUUUCCAAAGACCCUUGUGUGACAGGAAAAGGGGACCUCAGUGAUGAAGAUGAUGACAAUGAAUUCUUUGAUGCCCCUGAAAUCAUCAGCAGCCCCUCCCAGGAUGGGCUUGGACACAAGCGUUCUGGCAGCAACAUUAGUGCAGCAAGCUGUGACAUAAUGGAAGAACAUGUGCGCCCUACCUCUGAGGAUCUCCGGAAAGAAAGACGAACUAGGAUUCCUUACAAACCCAACUACAGCCUUAAUUUGUGGAGUGUCAUGAAGAAUUGUAUUGGAAAAGAGCUUAGCAAGAUCCCCAUGCCUGUUAAUUUUAACGAACCGCUCUCAAUGCUUCAGCGACUGACUGAGGACCUAGAGUAUCACACCCUGCUGGAUCGGGGGGCUCAGUGUGAAAGUGCUCUUGAGCAACUUUGUCUUGUGGCUGCAUUCACCGUCUCUUCAUAUUCCACCACUGUCUUUCGCACAAGCAAACCCUUUAAUCCUUUGUUGGGAGAAACCUUUGAGUUAGAUCGGAUGGAAGAGAGCGGCUACCGCUCGCUGUGUGAGCAGGUCAGUCAUCACCCCCCUGCAGCUGCACACCAUGCAGAAUCUCGCCACGGCUGGACCCUGAGGCAGGAGAUAACGGUCACCAGCAAGUUCAGGGGCAAAUACCUUUCAAUUAUGCCACUAGGCACUAUACACUGUGUAUUUCAUAACUCUGGGAAUCAUUAUACAUGGAAAAAGGUCACCACAACUGUUCACAAUAUAAUUGUUGGAAAACUCUGGAUUGAUCAGUCAGGAGAGAUAGACAUUGUAAAUCACAAGACAGGGGAUAGGUGUAAACUUAAGUUUGCUCCAUAUAGCUACUUUUCCAGAGAUGUGGCCCGGAAGGUUUCAGGGGAAGUAAUGGAUGCAACUGGACGGGUGCAUUACACUCUCAUGGGUACAUGGGAUGAGCGUAUGGAGUGUAUACCUGUGUAUUCUGUUAGUACUGUGUCUGAAAAUGGAGGAGACAAGGCUGCUGAUAACAAAAUUCUGCUAUGGAAGAGGAACCCCCUUCCUAAGAAUGCAGAGUACAUGUAUUACUUCACUGAGUUUGCUCUUACUUUGAAUGCCCCUGAGGAAGGUACUGCUCCAUCGGACAGCCGACACAGGCCAGACCAGCGUCUUAUGGAGAAUGGAAACUGGGAUGAAGCCAAUUCUGAAAAACAGAGACUUGAAGAAAAACAGAGAAAUACUAGAAAAAAGAGAGAGGCAGAGCGGGAGAGAGCUGGGGAGGAUGGUUCCCCUGUGGACACAUACAAACCAAUGUGGUUUGAAAGAAAGAUGGAUCCUGUAAGCAAGGAGAUGACGCACAUUUGCAGAGGCAUCUACUGGGAAUGCAAGGAGAGGCAAGAUUGGGCAUCCUGCCCUGAUAUAUUUUGAGGAUGAAGGAGCAGCAUCACGUCUUCUUGCAAAUCCCAUCUCAUUGUCUCCAUUGCCAUUCUUUAUCUACAGUGAUGCCUUACUGACCCUAAUAUUAAUGUACUUCCCCAGAUAAGCAGUGCUCUGUAGGUCUCUAGCACAAAAAGUAAGAAUGAUAAUGAUGAUGUAUUGUGAAGAAUGGCCAUAUGGUUUCAGUUCUACCAUAUCAUAAAAAUAUAUAUGUACACACUGUAAUUACAGUGAUUUAGUGAAUUCUUGCUUCUGCUACAUAUUCUUAAUUAUCAAAAGGGUAAUUACGAGAUCCAGAAAGUUCCGAAUUACGAAAAAGCCAUCUCCCUUAGACUCCGUUUUAAUCAAAUAAUUCACAUUUUUAAAAAUGAUUUCCAUUUUCUCUGUAAUAAUAAAACAGUACCUUGUACUUGAUCCCAACUAGGAUAUAAUUAAUCCUUAUUGGAGCCAAAACAAUCCUAUUGGGUUUAAUCAAUGUUGAAAUAUUUUUUUAGUAGACUUGAUGUAGGAGAUCUGAAUUACAGAAAUACCCUUUAUCCAGAAAACCCCAGGUCCAGAGCAUUCUGGAUAACUGGUCCCAUACCUGUAUAUACAUAUACACACUGUGCCCAUGUGACUAUAAGAUACCACAUUUUAUUUUGCCAUUUUUUCAAAAUCAUUAAUAUUAUAAAAGAAUGUGUGCACAAUGUAUAACUUGUAGCAGUAGAAUUAAUCUGUAAUGGCUUGUGCUGCCUUGCUGUGCCUGGUCUUGACCUACAGAGCAGUGUUUCUUUAAACCAUCAUCCCCAGUUAUCAUUGGAUCAGAGCAAUACACUUUGAUCAUUAGUAAGGGUUUGGGGGUACAUUCUGCCUUAUGUUUGCUGGUUUAAUUUUCUUUGAUUUAAGUUUGUUGAGUGAAGUAUCAUUUUGUUCUGCGGGAUUUUUUUUUUUUUUUACUUAUUUGAAGGAGGAGUUGGAAAGGCAAAUGAUCUCAAACUUCUGGUAUGAGUUUUUUUUUUUGGUGUUUACAAUUAUUAGAAUUAUUGAUUUUUUGACAUCUACCCCUACCUGGUAUAUAAAUAUAUAUGUAUAUUUUUCAUUUCUCUUUCUGUCUCUCUACCUCUUUUUGUGUGUUCUUCUUUGUCUGGUGUCUCUCCUUUCUCUCUGUGCAAAUACUAAAUUAAAUAAAAAUAAGAUGACACCUCUCAGUUUCCAUAUAAUUGCACCAUGUCAAUACACUUCUAUUCUGAGCAAGGAAACCUUACAUUCUUUGUAGUAAAAAAGCUAGGAAUACAGAAAUACCAAAUGUAAAGGUUUUCUUUGUGUUUUAACUACACAAGAUUGCAGCCUUAUUGUAAAAUAAGAUUUUAUCACUAGCAGCAUUCUGUGUAAAUGGUUAUUAUGUAAAAGGAAGAUUAUCUCUGUACAAACAUGGUUUUAAAACCACACUUAUAUCUCAUUAAAGGGGAAUAUAUCCUGUUACAA
This is a messenger RNA of Xenopus tropicalis (tropical clawed frog), 4497 nucleotides long. It is a transcript of the gene osbp, whose product is annotated as oxysterol binding protein. The record is from RefSeq and is a predicted model, not a curated record. Gene Ontology annotation, molecular function: lipid binding; small molecule binding; sterol binding. NCBI's taxonomy places the organism in Eukaryota, Metazoa, Chordata, Amphibia, Anura, Pipidae. Gene Ontology annotation, cellular component: membrane. The transcript has 14 exons. Bases 670 to 3024 code for a protein of 784 amino acids.